This is a messenger RNA of Rhinopithecus roxellana (golden snub-nosed monkey), 2620 nucleotides long. RefSeq names its product solute carrier family 23 member 1 (gene SLC23A1). Gene Ontology annotation, molecular function: transmembrane transporter activity. Lineage: Eukaryota; Metazoa; Chordata; Mammalia; Primates; Cercopithecidae. Gene Ontology annotation, cellular component: membrane. The transcript is spliced from 15 exons. The coding region runs from base 371 to 2164 and encodes 597 amino acids. The record is from RefSeq and is a predicted model, not a curated record. Gene Ontology annotation, biological process: transmembrane transport.
CAUACAGGGGGUUACAUAAUAAGUGCCUGUUUCCACUCCCUCUUUCUCCCCUCACCUGGGGCUUGGUAAACUUCUGGUCCUCACCCCUCGACUGUGGCCCUCUCUUGGGAAACAAGAACAGGUCCAGCACCCAGGUGCAGAUGUGGGCAGGGAAGGGCACAUGUGGCAGAGGCUUGGGUGGCUUUUACUGCCCUAGUGAGAGUUAAUACAUUACCUCUGCCCAGGCCCCCCUUUCGUAAUCCGGAGCUGGGCAUCUGGUUAUAGAUUUACUUCGAACAAUGCCUGAUACGUGGAGUAAAGUCCUCCUCCUUGGCCUUUGUAAAGUCAUCCCCUCUUCUCUUCAGGAACUGCUCAAACCUGUGCCCCAAAGAUGAGGGCCCACGAGGACCCCGAGGGCCCGACACAGCAUGAAUCCCCCAGGGACCCUCCGACCCACCUACCCACAGAGCCUAAGUUUGACAUGUUGUACAAGAUUGAGGACGUGCCGCCUUGGUACCUGUGCAUCCUGCUGGGCUUCCAGCACUACCUGACAUGCUUCAGUGGCACCAUCGCCGUGCCCUUCCUGCUGGCUGAGGCGCUGUGUGUGGGCCACGACCAGCACGUGGUUAGUCAGCUCAUCGGCACCAUCUUCACGUGCGUGGGCAUCACCACUCUCAUCCAGACCACCCUGGGCAUCCGGCUGCCGCUGUUUCAGGCCAGUGCCUUGGCAUUUCUGGUUCCAGCUAAAGCCAUACUGGCUCUGGAGAGAUGGAAAUGCCCCUCGGAAGAGGAGAUCUACGGUAACUGGAGUCUGCCCCUGAAUACCUCUCAUAUCUGGCACCCACGGAUACGUGAGGUCCAAGGUGCAAUCAUGGUGUCCAGCGUGGUGGAGGUGGUGAUUGGUCUGCUGGGGCUGCCUGGGGCCCUGCUAAACUAUAUUGGGCCUCUCACAGUCACCCCCACUGUCUCCCUCAUUGGCCUCUCUGUCUUCCAAGCUGCUGGCGACCGAGCUGGCUCCCACUGGGGCAUCUCAGCUUGCUCCAUUCUCCUGAUCAUCCUCUUCUCCCAGUACCUGCGCAACCUCACCUUCCUGCUGCCUGUCUACCGCUGGGGCAAGGGCCUCACUCUCCUUCGCAUCCAGAUCUUCAAAAUGUUUCCUAUCGUGCUGGCCAUCAUGACCGUGUGGCUGCUCUGCUAUGUCCUGACCUUGACAGACGUGCUGCCCACAGACCCGAAAGCCUAUGGCUUCCAGGCACGAACCGAUGCCCGUGGUGACAUCAUGGCUAUUGCGCCCUGGAUCCGCAUCCCCUACCCCUGUCAGUGGGGCCUGCCCACAGUGACUGCAGCUGCCGUCCUGGGAAUGUUCAGCGCCACUCUGGCAGGCAUCAUUGAGUCCAUUGGAGAUUACUACGCCUGUGCGCGCCUGGCUGGUGCGCCACCCCCUCCAGUACAUGCUAUCAACAGGGGCAUCUUCACCGAAGGCAUUUGCUGCAUCAUCGCGGGGCUGUUGGGCACGGGCAACGGGUCCACCUCUUCCAGUCCCAACAUUGGCGUCCUGGGGAUUACCAAGGUGGGCAGCCGGCGCGUGGUGCAGUAUGGUGCGGCUAUCAUGCUGGUCCUGGGCACCAUCGGCAAGUUCACGGCCCUCUUCGCCUCGCUCCCUGACCCCAUCCUGGGGGGCAUGUUCUGCACUCUGUUUGGCAUGAUUACAGCUGUGGGGCUGUCCAACCUGCAAUUUGUGGACAUGAACUCCUCUCGCAACCUCUUCGUGCUCGGAUUUUCCAUGUUCUUCGGGCUCACGCUGCCCAAUUACCUGGAGUCCAACCCUGGAGCCAUCAAUACAGGCAUUCUUGAAGUGGAUCAGAUUCUGACUGUGCUGCUGACCACGGAGAUGUUUGUGGGCGGGUGCCUUGCUUUCAUACUUGACAACACAGUGCCAGGUAGCCCAGAGGAGCGUGGUCUGAUACAGUGGAAAGCUGGGGCUCAUGCCAACAGUGACACGUCUUCCAGCCUCAAGAGCUAUGAUUUCCCCAUUGGGAUGGGCAUAGUAAAAAGAAUUGCCUUUCUGAAAUACAUUCCUAUCUGUCCAGUCUUCAAAGGAUUUUCAAGUUCAAAAGAUCAGUUUGCAAUUCCAGAAGACACUCCAGAAAAUAUAGAAACUGCAUCUGUGUGCACCAAGGUCUGAAAAAUGACUUCCAGGAAAGGAAGCGUGGUAUAUAACAGGAAAAGAAAACGACAUGGGGAACCAGAAGACCUAAGUCUGAAAUCCCAGCCCUGCCCCUAACUAACUUCUAUGUAAACUCAGAUAAGUCAUCUUUCUCUGGGAUUCAAUUUUUUGCAUCAGUUAAAAAAAAAUGCCGCGGGCAGCGGGAGAUGGGCCAAAGUCUGAGUCUUAGAGACUCGUACCAAUGUUAUGCUAUGUCUCUAAAUCUUUACUCUCUUAAGUAGACCUGUCAGCAUCUAGGAAGAAUAGAAAUUUUCCUCUGUGGUAUUUUAGACUGUAAGUUGAUAAAAAUAAAAAGAAAUGAGGACAGGUUCCAGGGCCUGAAAUGUAGGUAUGCUGGAAGGCUUUUACAUUGAAUUUGACCCUACAUCACUUCAAGACUAAUGCAUAAUAUUAAACAUCAUGUUGAAGAAAUAA